This is a messenger RNA of Myripristis murdjan (pinecone soldierfish), 1209 nucleotides long. RefSeq names its product potassium channel, subfamily K, member 18 (gene kcnk18). Gene Ontology annotation, cellular component: plasma membrane. The coding region runs from base 1 to 1209 and encodes 402 amino acids. Gene Ontology annotation, molecular function: potassium ion leak channel activity; outward rectifier potassium channel activity. The transcript has 3 exons. The record is from RefSeq and is a predicted model, not a curated record. Gene Ontology annotation, biological process: stabilization of membrane potential; potassium ion transmembrane transport. Lineage: Eukaryota; Metazoa; Chordata; Actinopteri; Holocentriformes; Holocentridae.
AUGUCGGUGGCGGUGAAGGGAGGAAGCUCCGGACCGAAGUCCAAAUGUGCUGCGCGCCUGUGGAAACUUUUCCCCCACCUUUUUCUGUGCCUGUCUCUGGUUGCGUACGCAGCCCUCGGCGCGCUGGUUUUCGAGCAGGUUGAAGGGAAGAACAAGUCCAACGAACUCGAAAAGGACUUCCACACCUUCCUGGGAGAGAUUGUUAACACCACCCAAAGCCUCUCCCGUAAUUCCAACCACACGCAUCAAGACUUGGUGCUGCACGUGAAGAACCUGACACUUACAAAGUUCAAAUCAAUAUGGCUCCAGCAACCAAAAAGAUGGACCUUUUUUGGCUCCAUGUUCUUCUGUUGCACAGUAUUCACAACAAUCGGCUAUGGAGAGAUCUACCCAGUUACCAUCACUGGUAAGGUGCUGUGCGUCUUGUAUGCCAUGGUGGGCAUCCCUCUCAUGCUUCUGGUCAUCAGUGAUGUAGGAGACCUUCUUGCUGUGCUACUGUCCAGAGCCUACCUUCGCUCUCACAAACUGUGCAAAAUGCUCCACUAUCAUACAUGGUCACCCAUGAAGAACCAGGAGAAGGCGGUGGAGGCUACCCACCGGGCCCUGGAGGACGGUACCUUUGUCUUCAGCCAUGAUUUGGUGGUCUGCGAACCUAUGGACAUUCGGCAGGUUUUGCACAGCCAGGCAGAUGUGAAGAAGAAAUCAAUCCAGCUCAGCCACAACAAAGAGAUCUUUGAGAAGAUUCUCACCAGGGAAAACUUCCUCAGACCAGACCCACUGGUCAGGAGCAUCUCUUGCCCAGAAUUGGAUCAAAUGCCGCCGCCACCCAAAGGAUACGCCAUCUGGGACUUCACUGGGAUAGGGAAUGGUAUGGAACAGCUGGAUGUACCUUUUGUCCUUAUUCUCAUCGUGGUGUUUGCCUACAUUCUAUUUGGUGGACUGAUUCUACCUCGGUGGGAAGAUGAAUUCAAGGGCUUUGACCCCUUCUACUUCUGUUUCAUCACACUGACUACUAUUGGCUUUGGGGACAUUGUGCCUAACCACCCCAAGUACUUCAUGCUCACCUCACUCUUCAUCAUUACAGGCAUGGCUAUCAUGUCCAUGGCCUUCAAGCUGGGUCAGUCGCGUAUUGUCAGCUGCUACCGCCAGUGCAUCCAGUUCAUCAGCAGGGGAAAUGUAGAGACAUUUGAAGAUGAAGAGAAUGAUUAA